GCGUCUGCAGAUCUAAAGUAUUCUUAGUUUGACUUCCAUCAUGGCACAAUAUAAUUUUGAGGGUGAAAUUCAAAACAUCCAUGAUCGUCAGCUGGAAUUUAUUAACAGUGUGAUAGAAAAAUUAGGAUACAAGAACAGCAAAGUGACGUUUAAUGCUGUUGGAACGGCAGGUGACAAUUAUGUGGCAAAUGUGAAAAGGAUCAUUGUGGAGGGAGAAAAUGGCAAUUUGUCCAUAAUUGCCAAAAUAGCGCCGACAUCAGAAGUCCUGCGACAAACGUUUGAUAGUGGACCUUUGUUCGGUAAUGAGAGUUUUGUGUACUCGAAAGUCUUACCGAAGUUCUUGCAACUGCAAAAGCAGGCGGGAGUGCCAGUAGAAGAACAGAUUAAGUUCCCGAAAUGUUACGGAUCUCUCAGUGAAGCUCCCAAUGAAGUGAUACUGCUGGAAGAUGUGAAACUGAGCGGUUAUACUAUGCUGGAUCGAUUUAUACCCCUCACAGACUACGUUGUGAAAGGUGUUUUAAAAAGUUUAGCAGUGUGGCAUUCAAUGUCUUACGUCUUAAAAGUGAAGGAGCCUGAAACUUACAAUCUCUUCAGGGAUACCUUAGUAGACUUAUGGGGAAUUAUGGCUGAAAAGAAAGAUAGUCCAGCACUUGUGUUUUUGAACCAAAUCGAAACUAUGGCCAUUGGCAUUUUAGCUGAUUACCCAGAGUACCAAAAUAUUUUGAGACACAAAGUUUCUGGUUCAAUAGAAAAAGCGGCGAAGAUGCAAAAAGUUGAAUAUGGGAAUAGAUUUGCAGUUAUUCAACAUGGCGAUACUUGGACUAAUAAUAUUAUGUUCAAGUUUGAGGGAGACGAAUUAACGGAAGCCAUGUUAAUAGACUACCAAGGUGCGAGGAACUCAAGCCCUGUCAGCGACCUCAUGUAUUUCCUCUUCACCUGCACCCAUCACGAAGCUAGAGUAGAAUAUUACUACGAAUGGCUGGACUACUAUCACUCGCAACUAGAGAAUUCACUAUCAAACUUCGGAAUAAAAGCCAACUAUGUCUACCCUAGGGAUCAGUUAGACGCUGAUAUGAAGAGGUAUGGCAAAUUAGCUCUGGGCAACUCUAUAGUAACAAAUAGCAUGAUAGUACUGAAACCCGAAGAAGCCAGUAAGGUUAAAGACCAGAUGGAGUCGGCUGAUAUGAGUAACAUAAAUACAGUGAACAAUAUGGAACCUACAACAAUGUUGGCAUACAAGAAGAAGCUUAUUGGAAUUCUGGAGAGUUUUGACAGGUUCGGUUUAUUGUGAUUCUACCACUACCAAUCUAUUUAGUAU
Helicoverpa armigera (cotton bollworm) is the source of this 1318-nucleotide messenger RNA. RefSeq lists its product as uncharacterized. The coding region runs from base 41 to 1291 and encodes 416 amino acids. Lineage: Eukaryota; Metazoa; Arthropoda; Insecta; Lepidoptera; Noctuidae. The transcript is spliced from 2 exons. The record is from RefSeq and is a predicted model, not a curated record.